AUGGCAGAGCUGCCAGUGUCCGAGACGCCCAGGGACCCUGCUCUUUGCAGUGGGCGCUUCACAAUCAGCACGUUGCUGGGGAGCGAAGAACCCCCCCCACCAGCCGCCUAUGACAGCAGCCACCCCAGCCACCUGACCCACGGCAAUACCUUCUACAAUCGCACCUUUGGCUACAACACUAUCGAUGUGGUGCCCGCCUAUGAGCACUAUGCCAACAGCGCCCUGCCCGGCGAGCCCCGAAAGGCCCGGCCCACGCUGGCCGACCUGCACUCCUUCCUUAAGGAAGGCAGCCACCUGCAUGCCCUCGCCUUUGACAGCCGGCCCAGCCAUGAGAUGACUGAUGGGCUGGUGGAGGAUGAGGCAGGUACCAAUGGCGAGAAGAACCCCGAGGAGCCCGUGCGCUUUGGCUGGGUCAAAGGGGUGAUGAUCCGCUGCAUGCUCAAUAUCUGGGGUGUGAUUCUCUACCUGCGGCUCCCCUGGAUUACCGCCCAAGCGGGCAUUGUCCUGACCUGGAUCAUCAUCCUGCUCUCCGUCACCGUGACCUCCAUCACGGGCCUCUCCAUCUCCGCCAUCUCUACCAACGGCAAGGUCAAGUCAGGUGGCACCUACUUCCUCAUCUCCCGGAGUCUUGGCCCAGAGCUAGGCGGCUCCAUUGGCCUCAUUUUUGCUUUCGCCAAUGCCGUGGGCGUGGCCAUGCACACCGUGGGCUUCGCAGAGACUGUGCGGGACCUGCUGCAGGAGUAUGGCUCACCCAUCGUGGACCCCACCAAUGACAUCCGCAUCAUCGGCGUGGCCACCGUCACGGUUCUGCUGGCCAUCUCUCUUGCUGGCAUGGAGUGGGAGUCCAAGGCCCAGGUGCUCUUCUUCCUCGUCAUCAUGGUCUCGUUUGCCAACUAUCUGGUGGGGACGCUGAUCCCCCCAUCUGAGGAGAAGGCCUCCAAAGGCUUCUUCAGCUACCGAGCGGACAUUUUUGUCCAAAACUUGGUGCCUGAAUGGAGAGGCAUGGACGGCAGCUUCUUCGGGAUGUUUUCCAUCUUCUUCCCGUCGGCCACAGGUAUCCUGGCAGGAGCCAACAUCUCUGGGGACCUCAAGGACCCUGCAGUAGCCAUCCCCAAGGGAACACUCAUGGCCAUUUUCUGGACCACAGUCUCCUACCUGGCCAUCUCGGCCACCAUCGGCUCCUGUGUGGUUCGAGAUGCCUCUGGGGGGCUGAAUGACACGGUGACCCCUGGCUCAGGCGCCUGCGAGGGGCUGGCCUGUGGCUAUGGCUGGAACUUCACCGAGUGCGCCCAGCAGCACAGCUGCCGCUACGGCCUCAUCAACUACUACCAGACUAUGAGCAUGGUGUCGGGCUUUGCACCCCUGAUCACAGCCGGCAUCUUUGGGGCCACCCUCUCCUCUGCCCUGGCCUGUCUCGUCUCUGCUGCCAAAGUCUUCCAGUGCCUGUGCCUGGACCAGCUGUACCCGCUGAUCGGCUUCUUCGGCAAAGGCUACGGCAAGAACAAUGAACCGGUGCGCGGCUACCUGCUGGCCUAUGCCAUCGCCGUGGCCUUCAUCAUCAUCGCUGAGCUCAACACCAUCGCCCCCAUCAUCUCCAACUUCUUCCUGUGCUCCUACGCCCUCAUCAACUUCAGCUGCUUCCAUGCCUCCAUCACCAACUCGCCUGGGUGGAGACCCUCGUUCCGAUACUACAGCAAGUGGGCAGCGCUGUUUGGGGCAAUCAUCUCUGUGGUCAUCAUGUUCCUUCUCACCUGGUGGGCGGCCCUCAUCGCCAUCGGCGUGGUCCUCUUCCUCCUGCUCUACGUGAUCUACAAGAAGCCAGAGGUGAACUGGGGCUCCUCGGUACAGGCGGGCUCCUACAACCUGGCCCUGAGCUACUCUGUGGGUCUCAACGAGGUGGAGGACCACAUCAAGAACUACCGCCCCCAGUGCCUGGUGCUCACGGGGCCCCCCAACUUCCGCCCGGCCCUGGUGGACUUUGUGGGCACCUUCACCCGGAACCUCAGCCUGAUGAUUUGUGGCCACGUGCUCAUGGGCCCCCGCAAACAGAGGAUGCCUGAGCUCCGGCUCAUCGCCAGUGGGCACACCAAGUGGCUGAACAAGAGGAAGAUCAAGGCCUUCUACUCCGACGUCCUCGCCGAGGACCUCCGCAGCGGUGUCCAGGUUCUCAUGCAGGCUGCAGGUCUCGGGAGGAUGAAGCCCAACAUUCUGGUGGUCGGGUUCAAGAAGAACUGGCAGUCGGCUCACCCAGCCACGGUGGAAGACUACAUUGGCAUCCUGCACGACGCUUUUGAUUUCAACUACGGUGUUUGUGUCAUGAGGAUGCGUGAGGGCCUCAACAUCUCAGAGGUGAUGCAGGCACACAUUAACCCUGUGUUUGAUCCAGCAGAGGACGGCAAGGAAGCCAGGGUCGGCGGAGCCCAGCUGUCUGUCUCCGGCACAGUGGACCCCGAGGCCUUGGUGCAGGAGGAGCAAGCUAGCACAGUCUUCCAGUCGGAGCAGGGCAAGAAGACCAUCGACAUCUACUGGCUGUUCGACGAUGGAGGCCUCACCCUCCUCAUCCCGUAUCUCCUCGGCCGCAAGAAGAGAUGGAGCAAAUGCAGGAUCCGUGUGUUCGUGGGGGGCCAGAUCAACAGGAUGGACCAGGAGAGAAAGGCGAUCAUUUCUCUGCUGAGCAAGUUCCGGUUGGGAUUCCAUGAAGUUCACAUCCUUCCCGACAUCAACCAGAAGCCACAGGCCGAGCAUAUCAAGCGCUUUGAGGACAUGAUUGCACCCUUCCGCCUGAACGAUGGCUUCAAGGACGAGGCCACCGUCACUGAGAUGAGGCGGGACUGCCCCUGGAAGAUCUCGGAUGAGGAGAUUAACAAGAAUAGAAUCAAGUCCCUGCGGCAGGUGAGGCUGAAUGAGAUUCUGCUGGAUUACUCCCGAGAUGCUGCUCUGGUUGUCAUCACCCUGCCCAUAGGGAGGAAGGGGAAGUGCCCGAGCUCGCUGUACAUGGCCUGGCUGGAGACGCUGUCCCAGGACCUCAGACCUCCAGUCAUCCUGAUCCGAGGAAACCAGGAGAACGUGCUCACCUUUUACUGCCAGUAA
Budorcas taxicolor (takin) is the source of this 3090-nucleotide messenger RNA. RefSeq names its product solute carrier family 12 member 3 (gene SLC12A3). Gene Ontology annotation, biological process: potassium ion import across plasma membrane; potassium ion homeostasis; sodium ion transmembrane transport. The transcript has 26 exons. Gene Ontology annotation, cellular component: membrane. The record is from RefSeq and is a predicted model, not a curated record. NCBI's taxonomy places the organism in Eukaryota, Metazoa, Chordata, Mammalia, Artiodactyla, Bovidae. Bases 1 to 3090 code for a protein of 1029 amino acids. Gene Ontology annotation, molecular function: sodium:potassium:chloride symporter activity.